This is a messenger RNA of Panthera uncia (snow leopard), 1033 nucleotides long. RefSeq names its product iodothyronine deiodinase 1 (gene DIO1). NCBI's taxonomy places the organism in Eukaryota, Metazoa, Chordata, Mammalia, Carnivora, Felidae. Gene Ontology annotation, molecular function: thyroxine 5'-deiodinase activity. The record is from RefSeq and is a predicted model, not a curated record. The transcript has 6 exons.
UUCAUAUAGCUUUCUAACUCUCUUGUAAGAUCGAGCAGCAAGUGCCUCAGGAAGUGGCCAAUUUGAUAAUGCAUCCUUGCAACGGCGCUCCUUCCUUUUCUGCUUUAUAACCCCUGUCCGUCACUCCCGGUUCUUGAACUCACACUUGCCAAUGAAAUACUCAUAUGAGGAACCUACACUAAGGCACACUGGUACCACGAGCGACCCCGAUACCUUGGGCCGUAUAGUAUCAGUUUGACCUCUGGAGAUGUUGGAGACUGAAGGUCAGCCACAAGCAAGUGUCAGUCAUGCCAGUAUAAUCAACCAUCAAAAGCCUUGGACAUCAAUGCUGGGUGGCCCUGCAGGUGGCUGUGGGCAAAGUGUUCCUGAUAUUGUUUCCCUCGAGAGUCAAGCAACACAUCGUGGCCAUGAACCAGAAGAACCCCCACUUUUCCUAUGACAACUGGGCCCCAACUCUGUACAGCGUGCAGUAUUUCUGGUUUGUCCUGAAGGUCCGAUGGCAGCGACUCGAGGACAGGACUGAGCCAGGAGGUCUGGCCCCCAACUGCCCCGUGGUCCGGCUCUCAGGACAGAGGUGCAGCAUCUGGGACUUCAUGAAAGGCAACCGGCCAUUGGUGCUGAAUUUUGGAAGUUGUACCUGACCUUCAUUUCUUUUCAAAUUUGACCAGUUCAAGAGACUUAUCGAAGACUUUUGCUCCAUAGCAGACUUUCUCAUCAUCUACAUCGAAGAAGCACACGCAUCAGAUGGCUGGGCUUUCAAGAACAACGUGAACAUCAGGAAUCAUCGGAAUCUCCAGGACCGCCUGCAGGCAGCCUGCUUGCUGCUGGACAGGAGCCCCCAGUGCCCUGUGGUGGUAGACACAAUGAAGAACCAAAGCAGCCGGCUCUAUGCAGCGCUGCCCGAGAGACUCUAUGUGCUCCAGGCAGGCAGGAUCCUCUACAAGGGUAAACCUGGCCCUUGGAACUAUCAUCCAGAGGAAGUUCGCGCUGUUCUGGAAAAGCUCCACAGUUAGUCUGGGCAGAUCCCCCAGCC